Molecule: messenger RNA, 1679 nt
Organism: Lolium rigidum
Lineage: Eukaryota; Viridiplantae; Streptophyta; Magnoliopsida; Poales; Poaceae
Product: IAA-amino acid hydrolase ILR1-like 2
Exons: 4
Coding region: 4-1311 (435 amino acids)
Biological process (GO): auxin metabolic process
Cellular component (GO): endoplasmic reticulum
Molecular function (GO): IAA-Ala conjugate hydrolase activity
Source: RefSeq, a predicted model, not a curated record
CCGAUGCCGAGAGCCACGAUACGCGCGCUGCUGUCCGUCCUGCUCGCGCUGUGCUGGUGCCGCGCCUCGGAGGCGGCGGGCGGCGGCGCCUCCGCCGACGUGCUCCUGCGGGCGAAGCGGCCGGAGUUCGCCGCGUGGAUGGCCGGCGUCAGGAGGGCCAUCCACGAGCGCCCCGAGCUGGCCUUCGAGGAGCACGAGACGAGCGCGCUGGUGAGGCGGGAGCUCGACGCCAUGGGCGUGCGCUACGAGCACCCCGUCGCCGGCACCGGCGUCGUCGCGGCCGUGGGCACCGGGGGCCCCCCGUUCGUCGCGCUGCGCGCCGACAUGGACGCGCUCCCGCUGCAGGAGGAAGUGGAGUGGGAGCACCGGAGCAAGGUGGCCGGGAAGAUGCACGCCUGCGGCCACGACGCGCACACCGCCAUGCUGCUCGGCGCCGCCAGGAUCCUCCAUGAGCGCCGCCACGAGCUGCAGGGAACCGUGGUUCUUCUGUUCCAACCGGGCGAGGAGGUCGGCACCGGGGCCAAGAAGAUGGUGGAGGCCGGCGCGGUGGACAAGGUCGAGGCCAUAUUCGGGUUCCACGUCACUGUGAUGCUCCCCACCGGCGUGGUUGGAUCUAGAGCCGGCCCGCUGCUUGCCGGCUGCGGGUUCUUCGAGGCGGUGAUCACCGGCAAGGGAGGCCACGCUGCAAUCCCCCACAGCAGCGUGGACCCCGUGGUGACCGCCUCCAGCGUCGUCCUCGCCCUCCAGAGCCUGGUCUCCCGGGAGGCCGAUCCCCUGGACGCCCAGGUGGUGACGGUGACGAGGUUCCGAGGAGGCGACGCGUUCAACGUGAUCCCGGACUCCGUCACGAUCGGCGGCACGUUCCGGUGCUUCUCGAACGAAGGGUUCAUGCGGCUGAAGCAGCGCAUCGAGGAGGUGAUCGUGGCCCAGUCGGCGGUGCACCGGUGCGCGGCGGCGGUGGACUUCCACGCCGGCGGGCGCCCGCUCCUGCCCCCGACCAUCAACAGCGCCGCGCUGCACGCGCACUUCGAGGCCGUCGCCGCUGAGACGGUCGGCGCUGACGGCGUCCGGGGCACCAUGGAGCCGUGCAUGGGGAGCGAGGACUUCGCCGCCUUCUCCGAGGCCGUGCCAGGCUCCUACUUCUACUUCGUCGGGAUACGGAACGAGGCGGCCGGGUCGGUGCACGACGCGCACUCGCCGCACUUCCUCGUCGACGAAGGCGCGCUCCCGUACGGCGCGGCGAUGCACGCAAGCCUCGCCAUGACGUACCUGCAGCGCCGCCAGCGCGGGGAGCCCCACGAUGAGCUCUAGGUCCCGCUGCUGCAUAUGCCAACAGCCGCGACCUUGGCUCGACCACCGCGCACGCUGGCCUGCACGGUGGCUCGACGUUCUCAGGAUGACCAUGUUGCCGCGGCGCUUGCCACCGGCGAGUAGUCUCGUCACUUCAUCAGGAUUCUGAUGGAUUCAGAAGAAAGGCGCGUACUGCUAGCAAUCUGGUUGUGCAGUGACACUCAUGUUGCUGUUCAAUGUACGCGGUGUAAAUUAAACUGACGAUAGCCAAAAUGUCUUGGAAGCUGAAAACUGCGAGGACUUUCCAUGGACCUGAGCUGUUUAUGCAGAGGAUCGCAUCAAUCCUUUUCUUCCCGGGAAAAUAAACCUUUGCAUCUCUGAAAAACCCA